Molecule: messenger RNA, 1227 nt
Organism: Clonostachys solani
Lineage: Eukaryota; Fungi; Ascomycota; Sordariomycetes; Hypocreales; Bionectriaceae
Source: the annotation of a GenBank genome assembly
AUGCAUAUGCACAUCAUCAAAGUGCACUUUCACGUGCGGGGUCAGAUGGCUGCAGGCCACCUCAGACUACGAUCUCGAGGAGUUCCUCGGCGAAGGAGAGACUCCGCCGCCCACAUGUGGUCGCGGCCAGCGAGCGCCGAAGUCACGUUUCGAGAAAUGCGAGAAGACCUCGCUUCUGCGCAAUCGAAGAUGUGCUUUACGAAGAUCUUCAAUAGCUGCGUUAUUGCCAAAUCGCACGACCUAUCUUGGGUUUGGAUCGAUACUUGUUGUAUUGAUAAGACCAGCAGCGCGGACCUUUCUGAAGCUAUCAACUCAAUGUACAGAUACUACCGGGAUUCAGCAGAAUGCCUCGUGUAUUUAUCUGAUUUCUCAUACUAUCAGCCUGGAGCUUCUCGGGCUAAGAAACUGGAAGCCAUCGGCCAGAGUCGCUGGUUCUCGCGGGGAUGGACGCUGCAAGAGCUCAUUGCGCCCAAGAAGCGCCAUUUUUACGACGACAAUUGGGAAGUCAUCCCUGGGGGAGCAGAUCUAUUACAAACCCUCGCCCAGGCUGGGAACUUGCCGGUUACAAUCUUGGAGGACCGAAACCAGUUGCCGAAUAUCAGCAUCGCAGACCGCAUGGUCAUGGCUUCAAAGCGAACCACAACACGAGGCGAAGACAUGGCAUAUUGCCUGUUCGGCAUAUUCGAUGUCAAUUUGCCCAUUCUUUACGGCGAAGGCGCCAAGAAGGCUUUCCGCCGCUUGCAGCUGGAAAUCAUGGCAACCAGCCCAUUUGACCAGAGCAUCUUCGCUUGGCGCGCCGAUCGUCCGGACAGCGGGUUGCUGGCCAGUUCUCCCUCUGAUUUUGCCGACACGCCUUCCAUCAUGCAUUGGGUUUCCAAAUCCUUCAUCCCCUUUUCCAUGACCAACGUGGGCCUCUCAAUCAGCUGCACCCUUGCGGACGUGCCCGAAGAGGAAGAUACAAGUCCCUCGGCGCCAUCUAGGAAGAUUGACUAUGUGCUGGCGCCGCUUCAAUGUGAUCUCGCGGAUGAUGUAUCUUCAUCCGUGUGUCUCUACCUCAAAUAUGACCCGGAAUGCCACUUCCGCGUUAAUGAUAAAUGGCUCCCCGCGCAUCGUCGUGUCAAGUGUUCGGAAUGGAAGCUUUUGCCUCACAAAGCUAUUUUCCAUGCAAACUUGAAGCCUAUUGUGGUCUUGGAAGACGAGCAGUUCAGGCUCGUUUCACUUUCUUGA